Molecule: messenger RNA, 2710 nt
Organism: Ixodes scapularis (black-legged tick)
Lineage: Eukaryota; Metazoa; Arthropoda; Arachnida; Ixodida; Ixodidae
Gene: Zw10
Product: centromere/kinetochore protein zw10 homolog
Exons: 1
Coding region: 429-2552 (707 amino acids)
Biological process (GO): endoplasmic reticulum to Golgi vesicle-mediated transport; mitotic spindle assembly checkpoint signaling
Cellular component (GO): RZZ complex
Source: RefSeq, a predicted model, not a curated record
CUGCAAAGGUUGCAACGGUUGCACGAGUUGCACGUGUUGCAUGAUAUGAGGGACAUCAGCUGACAUUCUGUGAAGGUCUGCCGGUUUGCGGCGAAGACUGCGAGUAUCUGUUUCUGAAGCAAUAACUUAUGGUGGUGCAAAGACGUUUAUUUUCCCCAUCCUGCCUACAUUUUAAGAAUAUAUACGUUAUGACCUAUUUUCUUAGCGAAGUGAUACAACAAAAGCGAUGGUAGUAUCUAGGGAGACUGCCGGGUGACACCUUAACACUGUGGUCCUGUGGUGGCGGGAGGUUGUUUAUAAUAUUUCUUCCCUUUUGCGACUCCUCGCUCUUGGGAGUAGUUUCCUUGGGGUUUUUCGGAGAUUGGGACGAUCGUGAAGUUAGUGAAGUUAGUGCGCGCACGGCGUAUGUAUUCAAACCACCGGACGUCAUGACGUCUCUUAUCGCCGAGAUCUUAAUGCCCAAGGAGCCAUUAGAAAGGGCUAACAUCAAAGCCAUCGUUUCAAAGCUGUCACGGACUAUCGACGACUUGAAAGUAGACGUUCAGAAAGAGCUUGUGUCGAGGUACGAUAUCUUUCAACCGUACUACCACGACUCGAAACACCUCGCCGUUUGCCUCGACUCGGCCGUGAAGGAAGUGGACUCCGUGCUCAAGGAUGUUCAAGACCUUGUCAAACCGCGUCUCGCCCAGACCACGACCGAGUUUGAACUUCUUUCACGUGAGCUCGAAUCCCUAGAGCAACAAUCUGUCGAGGUGAAAAAAUACGCGCGCUUGCACGACUUGCUGGAGAGCGCAGAGGCGGAGUUCGUCGCGGAAAACUUGCUAAAAUGCUCGCAGUUUCUCCAAGACGUGGCGGCUGUCAUCGACGAGUUGGACGGCGGUCUCGACUCGAAGAUGAUCGAAGUGCUCAAUACGGAACAAGUGAUCAGAUGCGAGCGGCUCAUUUACAAGCUGUCCGAAGUUUGGAAGCGCUACGUCGUGUGGAAGGUCGGCAAGACACCGUACGUCACGGAACUCACUAUCUCGACCACUGAUGACGAAAGUACCGAAGCGUUUGUGCAGCUCUUGAAGGCAUUGCAGCAGCAAAACCAGCUUCGCGACAGGGUGACCAAGCUUGGUCGUUCGUUGCUGAAUGACGUCAUCACCCCGAUGGUAAAAUAUGAGACUAAGAUUACCACGGAACCCAAGUCACCGACGCUUCGCGUGGAUUUUGACGAAUCCAAGGCGCCCGCCAUCAUAAAUGCGCUGCAAAAUCUUUCGACCGUCUUCAACUUUCUUACAAACAGGCUUCCAGACCGCGCCUCAGUUGGGAUAGAUCUGUUCCAAAUGUUGGGAGAGGCGGUGGGUACGCAGUUCUCCAACAUAGUUGUCGAGUGUUGCUUGGAACCGGCCGUCCCAAGCGACGCCAGCGGCCUGCACAGCUUUCCCUCUGAAACUUUGCUCAACCUGCACAACCAGUUGGUUGACAUCAAUUUCCUGUCGGCGUUGAAAACCCCAUUCUCUAACUUCACCUCGGACCUCGAGUCUCUGUGCAUUAGCAAGCGCAGCCAGACCAUUCUUCUCAAGGCACGGGACCUGAUGAAGGGCAAGCUGCACGAGACCGUCAUGGUUGGAGAGCCGGCCACGACCGAAAAAACAAGGCAGCCAGUCUUGGACGAUGGCUUGGACGAAAGUCUGUUUAAGUUUCCAAGGUGCCAAGUCAGCAAGUUCAUGGAGGAGCUAGUGGCAUUGCUCAAGACGACCCUCAAGGAUAUGCAAGAUGGCAGUGAAGGACCUGCUUUGCAGACUUGGCACAUGGGGACUGUGCGUGACAUGUGCGAACUGUACAGUGGCAUCGUCCCGUUGUAUCAUCAGCAUGCCAUCAAGACCAUUCCGUUGCAAACGGCUGUUCACCACAACAACUGCAUGUAUUUAGCACACAGCCUACUCAAAUUGACUCCUCAGGCAAACGGAACUACCUUAGUGGAUCUCGCCCUAAAGCUUCGUCAUCUUGCGGUCGUCCCAUUUCUUGAGCAGAUGAAGCGACAAAAGCAGUGUUUACUGGAGUUCUUGCAAGAGGCACCAGUUUCUGAAGACAGCGAGGACUUGGAACGUGCACUGAAGCGCUGCCUCUUUCAUCUUCAGCAGCUCAAAAGGGCCUGGUGCGAAGUGCUGCCCAUGUCGGUCUACUUCAAGGCUGCUGGCACCUUGCUGAACUCUGUGCUUGAACACAUCAUAGGCAGCAUCUUCAGCAUGGAGGACAUCUCGUCAACACUCUCCCAAGACCUUGCCUCCGUGUUUGAGAAGGCCAUUGAGCAGGCAGUGGACAUAUUUGAUGUUCCUGACAGUCCAAUGGAUCCCAGGGUGGCAGCUCCCAACCAUGUGGCCAAGUGGAAGAAGUUCACCGAAAUGAAGAGCUUGUUCAGGUUUAGUCUGAGGGAAGUCGUGGACCGUUGGGCAGAUGGGAAAGGUCCCCUGGCAGUCUGCUUUACGCCAGACGAACUGAAGAAGUUGAUCCGUGCGCUGUUUCAGAACACAGACAGGAGAGCAGCCGCCUUAGCAAAAAUUCACUAGAGUGCAGUGCUUCGACUGUUCUUUCCUGCCAUUACCAGUUUACAAGCGCAUGUUAUGUUCUUGUGCUUGAAGGUCUGCCAUGCUGUGCUAUAUGCUAUUUUGCUACUUUUUCACAUUAAACAGGUCACCCGACUAACCGAAAUGACCAUGUCACAUGU